Molecule: messenger RNA, 1563 nt
Organism: Symbiodinium natans
Lineage: Eukaryota; Dinophyceae; Suessiales; Symbiodiniaceae
Source: the annotation of a GenBank genome assembly
AUGGAGACAUCUUCCUCGUUUGAUAGAUGCUUUCAGUAUCGCUUCGACCGCCCUGUGCGGCACGCGUCGGUGCUGGCGCGCUUUCGGAGAGGUGCUUUCCGAGAGGACGAGUUCGAAGUGCCGGAGAGGUCGGUCGAGAUCCUGGAAGUGCUGCCGAGGUGCUUUCCGCUGCUGGUGGGCACGCCGGGGUUCAUGACGCAGGGAAAAGCUGGCAACCAACUGGGAGCGCUCCGCUUCUCUCGCGGGCACUUCUUGCAGAUGAUGGAUGCGAACAUGGGGGCAUUCCUGGGCGAGGCGACGAAGGUGCCGUUCAUCCUUCGGCGGUUUCAGCCUCACUGGACAGACAGGACAACAGUGCGAGCUCGAAUCAUUGGCUUCCGAGAGUUCAUCUUCACGGAGAGCCACGGGGCCGUGGGCAGCGUCAUGGCGUCCGCGGAGUGGUCCUUCGGCACCAUCUGCCAGCGCUUCUUGGCUGGUUUGGGGGCCCGGAUGCACUACGGCCACCCUGACUUCCUGGAUGGCUUCUGGGCCUCCAACCGCGGCUCCCUGAGCAAGGCAAGCCCGGCCAUCAACCUCUCCGAGGAUAUCUUCGCGGGCUUCAACGUUCGGAUGCGAGGUGAAGCCUCCAAGCACGUGGACGCCCUGGCCUGGGAGAAGGGGCGAGAGUCGUCGUUCAACGCGGCGGCCCUCUUCUACACCAAGGUGAGCAAAGGCAAUGUUGGUGUCAUGCGGUCGCGCGACCUGAAAGUCAUCACGCAGAACCUGAACAUUGUGGACAACUUCUCGUUCUACUUUGCCUCGGUGGGCUUCUACUUGAACAACUUGCUCAUCGACACGUCCGCCUCGGUGUACGUGCUCCUCUUCAUCCUCCUGGCGUUGUCGUCGAAGUCCCUGGUCGAUGUGGCAUCGCUUGACUCCAUGUUGGCCACUGAGUGGACGCUCUCCAUGGGGACCAUUGCGAUGUUUCCCCGCUUCAUGGAGCUGACCCUGGAGUAUGGGCCCCUGGAGGGCAUCCUCCGCUUUGUUCCGUCAAUCCCUGGCUGCAUGACCAUGUUCACUUUCAUCAACAAGUCCAUAGCGUCAGGCGUGCAGGAGACGAUGGUCACUGGGGAAGCGUCCUACAUCGCAACCGGCCGCCCCAAUGCGAACACGCACUACAGCUGGAAGGAGUGCUACUUCAUCCACUGUUCUAGCCACUACUACCCGGCUCUGAGGAUCUUCAUGAGCUACACCAUCUACACCUUGGUGUCGCAGGCGCAGGGCUUCUCCACGCUUCCGAUGAUGGUCCUCCUGGCCUCCGCCGUCAUGUGGCUGAUCGCGCCGAUACUCUUCUGCCCACAGCCCACGCUGGCAUCUCUAGGCCAUGACCUGAGCGAGUUCUGGCAGUUCACGAUCGCAGCACCCGACUGGUCCGUCCGGACCCUCAGCCGACAGCUCGGAUCCAAAGACACGGAGGAGCACCUUCGCACCGGCCUGCGGGAUCCGCGAUCCACUCUCUACGAGCAGCUUGACGACGGAUGGGAUCCUAGCGCGAUUCAGAAACUAGACGCGAUUGGCAUAUAA